AUGGCCGGUGCACCGACCCUAGUCUUCUCCGUCCGGCGCCGCGAGCGUCAGCUGGUGGCGCCGGCGAGACCCACGCCGUACGAGUUCAAAAUGCUCUCGGACAUCGACGACCAGGACAUCCUCCGUUUCAACCGCUCCGGCAUCCUCUUCUACCGCCACAACCCCUCCAUGGACGGUCGUGACCCCGUCAAGGUCAUUAAGGCGGCGGUCUCGGAGACGCUCGUGCACUUUUACCCCCUCGCCGGUCGGUUCCGCGAGCUGCGGCCCACGAGGAAGCUCGUUGUGGAGUGCACCGGCGAAGGCGUCGUGUUCGUUGAGGCCGACGCCAACUUCCGGAUGGAUGACCUCGGCACGUCGCUGGCGCCGCCGGUGCCGUGCUACGACAUGUUGCUCUGCGAGCCGGAGAGCCCGACGGCAGACGUAGUCGACCGCCCUUUGCUGUUUGUGCAGGUGACACGGCUGGCGUGCGGCGGCUUCGUCUUCGGGAUGCAAAUAUGCCACUGCAUGGCGGACGGCUCUGGGAUAAUGCAGUUUAUGACGGCCCUAACCGAGUUCGCCCGUGGUGUGACUGGCGCGCCGACGGUGCAGCCGGUGUGGGAGCGCGAGUUGCUCACCGCUCGAUGGCCGCCGGCCAUCACGCGCGACCACCUGGAGUACGCGCCCCUGCCCGACCCCGGCAAGGACGUCCUCUCCCCCACCGACGCGUACGCGCACCACGCUUUCUUCUUCGGGGCGAGUGAGAUCGCGGCGCUCCGGCUGCAGGCGCCGGCCGACCUGCGCGCCGCCAGCUCGCGGUUCGACCUGGUCAGCGCGUUCAUGUGGCGCUGCCGCACCGCCGCGCUGCGUUACGACCCGGGCGACGUAGUUCGCCUGCACAUGUUCGUCAACGCCCGGGUCAGGAACCGGAGCAAGCAGCCCGUGCCGAGGGGCUACUACGGAAACGCGAUCGUGUUCGCCGUCGCGUCGGCAUCGGCGGGGGAGCUGUGCCGGAGACCCUUUGGCCACGCGCUGCGUCUGCUGGUGGAAGCCAAGGCCCGCGCGUCGGAGGAGGGGUACGUGCAGUCGAUGGCCAACUUCAACGCCGCUCACCGGAGGCCGCCGUUCCCCAAGGCCAGGACGUACCUCGUCUCGGACAUGACACAAGCCGGGCUGAUGGCGAUCGACUUCGGUUGGGGAAAACCGGUGUACGGAGGGCCGGCGACGACAAUGCUAGCCACGUUUCACCUCGAGGGGAGGAAUGAGGCAGGCGAGGCAGGCAUCAUGGUUCCCAUACGGUUGCCGAAUCCGGUGAUACAUAGGCUAAUCCAGGAGGUAAAGAUGGGACUCACUGCUGGAGCUGCCUUACACAACGCAGAAGCAAGCGUGGGUGCUGAUGAUUUCGUUCUAGCAAAACUGUAG
Messenger RNA from Oryza brachyantha (malo sina), 1398 nucleotides. RefSeq names its product benzyl alcohol O-benzoyltransferase-like. The transcript is spliced from 2 exons. The record is from RefSeq and is a predicted model, not a curated record. Lineage: Eukaryota; Viridiplantae; Streptophyta; Magnoliopsida; Poales; Poaceae. The coding region runs from base 1 to 1398 and encodes 465 amino acids.